AUAACUAUCGAUGCAAUUCAGUCUUUAUAUCAAAUGCAAAACAUUUUGCUAUGUGUAGCGAAACCUUUGAUAGGAUCCCCUUUUGCACCACUUAUCUUUAAUGAUAUAUCUAUUCAUAAUCCGUCAAAUGGAGAGUUUGCUG
Molecule: messenger RNA, 142 nt
Organism: Funneliformis caledonium
Lineage: Eukaryota; Fungi; Glomeromycota; Glomeromycetes; Glomerales; Glomeraceae
Source: the annotation of a GenBank genome assembly